AUGUCUAACAAAACAUACAACGAUUUAAUAUGUGAUACAUCGGAACUUAUAUCAGAAGCAACUCAAAUAGAUGAAGCAGUUUUCGAAGCUGGUGUAGCGGAGCGUACCGUUUUUCAGCCACUUCUCUUAGAGUUACGAAUAAGAUACACGUUACUGGUUAGCAAAUUAGAUACGAUUUAUGAUCAACUAUUGCAGCCACAAAAGCGCUUAAUUGUCAAACGCCUUUUGGAAGCUUGCCUUGGCAGACUACUUGAGAUCAAAUAUGAUUUGGUCGAAUUAUAUUUGUCUGACUAUACGUAUGAUGACGAUGAGGUAUUACAAAAAUUACAAGUAACACCACAGGAAGCAGAGCCAUGUAUCCCUCAAUAUUUUAGAAGGGAAAGGGAAGAAGAAAUUGAGAUACAAAGAAAAUUCAUUACAGAUAUUCUGACAAAACUUGGACAUGAAAUUACUAAACCACCGUCAAUAGUACUAACAGAACAACAAGCAAUUAUUAUUAUCCAGAGCCAUGAAAGAGCUCGCCAAGGAAGGCUAAGAGGACAGUUUAUGAAAGAAAUUCGUCUUCUCAAAGAAAAGGGUAGGGACCAAAAAGGUGAAAUGUCAGCCACCGCUGCAACAGCCAUCCAGCGUGUGUGGAGAGGGUUUAUCACACGGCGAAUGACAAAGAAACGGAAGCGAGCGGAACAGCUGCUUAUUGGAAUGGAACUACCACCAUAUACCGAAUCUCAAGCAAUAAAGAAAGCAGAGGAGAUAAAAGAAAAUCGCCGCGCCCGGCAGAAGGAACACGAGAAGGAAUAUCAAGAAGCACUUGUAGCCAUAGAAGAACAAUUAAGGGCUCAACAUACAGAUAAAAUAAAAGAAAGAAUUGGCGAUGAAUUAAGAAGAUGGAUUGCGGAAUAUUAUGAAAGAACAAAUAGAUUACCAGAAUUUCCUUCAGAAGAAGGCGGUGGGAGUAGGGCUAUGUUCAGUAGGCAAGGCACUGGUGUUGAAAGUGAGCUAAGCAAAUCUUCUCCGGUAUCUUCUAAAGAAUCUAAAAAAAGCAAAGAAAGUAAAGACAAAAAGAGUACGAAAACAGAGGAUAACAAAACAAAAGAUGAAAUUGAAGACUUACAUAAUUAUAAAUGUUUGAACUCAUCAUUUCUGCAAGAUGUUAUAAAUGCCAACGAAGAGUUUGAAGACAUGUGGAAGUUCAGAGACGAUUACAGUGAUCAUGAAAGAUAUCAAAAAGACAUCAUUGAAAGAGAAAAAAUGGUUCUCUUAGAACAAGAAAUGAGAAAUAUGGUAGAUGAAAUGAUGAGGAGUGAACUGGAUUUGCUUCAAGCAGCUUUUGACAAAGACAGGGCUCAUAAGGGAAAAAAAGCUAAAAAACCACAAAAGAAAGUGAGACGAGGAGGUAAGAAAAGUAAAAAGAAGAAAGAAAAGGACUUAACUCCUGAUAGAACUACUGAAUCACUUUUCGAAGAAUUAGUAGCAAAUGGAAUUAUACGCCCAUAUCCAAUAGUGAAGAUUGACGAUUAUAUGGGUGAAAAAAACUUUAUCGGAUCUGAAAUGAGGAAACAAGGUCGAGAACCAACUCCAUGCUUGGGCGAUAUCCGACAACUCAUAAAAGAAUAUUGUAUUUUGCCUCUGGGUUCGGAACACGUUAAAACUAAUGCACCUCUAAUAAGAUCGGUUCUUCUAGCAGGUCCGUCUGGGAGCGGAAAAAAGAUGCUCUUGCAUGCAAUUUGCAGUGAAGUUGGAGCGAUGCUCUUUGAUCUGACACCGUCAAAUAUAGUGGGAAAAUACCCCGGAAAGUCCGGCCUCAUCAUGUUGAUACAUUUAGUAAUGAAAGUAUCAAGACUUUUGCAACCGAGUGUCAUUUGGAUGGAUGACGCGGAAAAGCCUUUCGUGAAAAAAAUACCUAAAACAGAUAAAACGGAUCCGAAGAGAUUGAAAAAGGAUUUAGCGAAAAUUAUCAAAGGUAUUUGUCCUGAAGAUCGAGUAUUGUUCAUCGGUACAUCAAGAAUGCCUUGGGAAGCUGAACAGAAACUGCUAUUCCAAUGUUAUACAAAAGUGAUUCAGAUACCAAGAGCUGAUUACGGAAGUAUUUCAUUGAUGUGGAGGACAAAACUCCAUAGAGCGGGCGCGUUAUCCCAACGACUUGACAUUUCUUGUUUAUCGAGAAUUUCGGAUUCUUAUACCAUAGGUACAUUACUAUCCGCAUUAGAUGAUGUUCUAACCACGAAGAGACGACUGCAAUUAAGAGUACGCGCAUUGACAGCACAUGAAGUUGCGGUUCAACUCAGUUAUAGAGAGCCGGUAUAUGCGGAACAUGACUCGGCCGCUGAAAUAUGGUGGUACAAAACACCUUUAGAAAGACGACGGCAAAAAGUACUUCAAAGGCUCGAGGAGUUGGAACAAGAAAACGAGGAAAAAUCUGCAGCAAAAUAA
Messenger RNA from Papilio machaon (common yellow swallowtail), 2430 nucleotides. RefSeq names its product IQ and AAA domain-containing protein 1-like. The coding region runs from base 1 to 2430 and encodes 809 amino acids. The record is from RefSeq and is a predicted model, not a curated record. Gene Ontology annotation, molecular function: ATP binding; protein binding; ATP hydrolysis activity. NCBI's taxonomy places the organism in Eukaryota, Metazoa, Arthropoda, Insecta, Lepidoptera, Papilionidae. The transcript is spliced from 11 exons.